Messenger RNA from Chrysoperla carnea, 2067 nucleotides. RefSeq names its product MAM and LDL-receptor class A domain-containing protein 2-like. The transcript is spliced from 7 exons. The record is from RefSeq and is a predicted model, not a curated record. Lineage: Eukaryota; Metazoa; Arthropoda; Insecta; Neuroptera; Chrysopidae. Bases 286 to 1782 code for a protein of 498 amino acids. Gene Ontology annotation, cellular component: membrane.
UUUAACGUAAUUAGUGCAAUUUUUUUAAUUAUCAUUUGGCGAUAUGAAGUUGUAACAAGUUUAACAACAUUACGAUGUCCAAAAUUAUCGAUUAACAAUGCAAAUGUACGUUAUGCUAAAAGAAAUUCUGCUUCGGCAAGAAUACGUUGCCAUUCAACUCAUUCAUUAGUUGGAAAUAAUAUUAUUUAUUGUUAUCAUGGACGUUGGGAUGGAGAUGUGCCAAUUUGUGUUACAAAAAAACCAAAAUGUAAAAGUAUCGAAUCGAUACCAAAUGGUCAUAUAUUUAUGCCGUCGAAAUAUAACAAUGCAGUUGUAUCAUUUUCUUGUAAUAGCGGAUAUAAAUUGGUAGGCGCAGAUACGAUUUAUUGUACAACAACCAAAUGGAAUACAAUUUUGCCGCAAUGUAUCAAAUCCGAUGAAAAAAAUAUGGAAACAAGUUGUAAUUUUGAAUCGCCAUAUUUAUGUGGAUGGACCCAAGAUAUAAAUCAUGAUUUUGAUUGGCGACGAGAAAAUUUUCUAAAUACAUCAGGCAUUUUUUCGUAUAAACCAAAUUAUGAUCACACAUAUGGUAAAAGUAAUGUUGGAUAUUACAUGUACAUUGAGACAGUGGAUGCGCAGCCUGGUGACACAGCACGAUUAUUUUCACCUUUAUAUAAUAUUGAGAAUUUCACAUGUUUUGAAUUUUAUUAUAAUAUGUAUGGAUCAAAAGAUGGUACAUUACAAGUAUACUUACGAUUAGAAUCACAAAAUGUUGAGAAAAUCAAACCAAUCUAUACUGUGGAUCAGCAUCCACAUCAUGUGGAUGAAUGGCAUCGAGCAAUUAUUCAAUUACCAAACAUAACUGAAUCAUUUCAGAUUAUAAUUGAAGGCAUAAGAGGUUAUAGUUUUGAAAGUAACAUAGCAAUUGACGAUGUAAAAUUACUAACCAGCUGUUAUGAAGAAGAUGAUUAUACCACAGGUGAAACUAGUACGGACAUCUACGAUGGCUUAACUUGUGCAGGACGAUGUGAUGCAACUGAACCAAAAGAAAGAGAAAAAUGUCAAUGCCAUUCCAAUUGUUUGGAAUCAAAUGAUUGUUGCCCGGAUUAUUUUCAUAUUUGUAUGAUUAUUGACGAAUCAACCCCGACCGAAGAAAAUAUAGACCAAUCAACUACAUAUUUUUGGACUGUGAGUACUAAGAUUUUCACAAUAACAACACCAUCCACAACAACAUCUACUCCAACAACCUUAUCUAAAUCCCAAACAACGAAAAUAGUGCCUCCCAAAGCAACUAGCACAACUAAAUCUCAAACAACCAACCUCAAACCUCAAACAACUCCUGUUGUGCGUCCAAAAACUUCAACAUCACCGCCAAAACGUCAAACAACAAUGCAAACUACAAUCAUCAAUAGAAAAUCAUCAACAGCCAAAUCUUCACCAGCAAAACCAUCAACAACAAAACUAUCCUCUACAACCGUUAUGAAUGAUAUGGGUAUAAUUCCAAAACGGUUUGAUCCUGAAGAUGAACCAAAAAUCGACUACGAAUCACAAGCGCAAGAAGUUAUAAUUGAACCAGAAACAUCAUAUCAUUGGUAUAUUAUAAUAUUUGUAAGCUCCGUGUGUUCUAUCAUUUUAAUUGCAGUUGUUAUAAGAUAUAUGAGAAAUUUGAAAACAGAAUCGAAGAAAAAUGAAAAUUGGAACGAAUCAGCAACAGAUGUCCGAUAUUUAACUUCAGAUGAAAUAUUAAACUUUACUUUGGCUACUCCAUCAAAAGAAUCAGAUUUGUUGUUGGAAAAUUCUUAAGCUUUAUAUCAAUCCAAGUCCUUACUCUAUCAAUGAUUGAACUUUCUUUCUGUAUAUAAUCUUGAUGAAAUAUUUUCUUUACAUGAACAUUUGAACAAGUAUAUUAUUCUCUAAGGACGUUCAUAGAAAGACUAUUUCGGGUUCUGUUUCAGUUGUACAGACUCACUUGAAUGAAAUCGUAUGUGCAUUAUUACAACUUUAAUUCACAGCACAAAACUCUUUUAGCAUUUUCUCCAUUGCUAAACUUAAGUCUCUUUCUAAAAUUUUAGAUUGUUUUACAUUUGG